AUUUUUCAAUCGCCGAGUGAUCAACAGUCUGACAUUUUGUUGUGGAACGAUUUGUGGAAUUUAAAUCGAUGUAAAUCGCAUUUCUGCUCAGUUGCGUGUUAGUCCACAAUAUCUGAAAUGAAACUUCGAACGCUUCGACUAAAGUGACAACGAUCAGAAUUGUAAUGGAAAAGGAAAUUGGCCCCAACGUUCGGAAAAAGUGUUUUCAUUUGUGUUUAUUUCCUCUGCCUUCUUCCUCUCUCUCCAUCUCUCUCUUUGCCUGCAACCAUUGCCAACUACCGGAAAUGAAACUUAUUGACACAUGCACACACGCUGUACAACCCUCACCAACCAUGGCACAUGGGUUUGGCGUGUUCGGGUGCAAUUUUCACAUGAUCUCUAUCUCUCGCGUGUGUGUGUGUGUAAUGGAGUAAAGCGCGCUUGCAAAACCUCAACACAUUUCCUCCAGGGACGGCGGUGUACGGCAAAUCCUCCUUCACACACGAUAAAGUUUCGACCAAACCACCGAACGGACCAGAACGGACAAAACUGUGAGACUGUUGGGGGAAAAAAGCACGCGAAAACAAACAAUUACAAGCAGAUCAAACAACAAGACUCGCAUUGCACGAUGUGUUUUGUGUUGAUUGUGUGUUGUGGUAACGCUUCAUUAGAAGCAGCUCAAGCGCUCCCUAGCUGGCUGGCUGUCUGGGUGGCUGGUUAGUAGCAAUAAUGUAUAGGAUCGGCGGUACCACCAACCGCGGGGGGGGCAAUGUUUGGUAAUGGCGCACGAGAUAAGAUAACAUUUGCUCUGAUAAAGACGUCCACCUGCAAUAGCAUUCUCACGUGGGGCUAUAGAGACAACAACGCGUUGUAUUUGGGAUGGAAGCCAGACAUUCAUUUCGAUCUCGUAUUAUUGGAGCUGUCGAUUUUGUUAGAAUUCGUUUGGUGCCUUUUUGGACACACACACACAUACACUGACUGUCACUCUCCCAUGUCUGUAUUGCACAACGAAAUAUGGGUAUGCUGUGUGGCUAGUUGCUAAGUGUGGCAGACACCCACCACCAGCCCUGUGCUCUGUUCGGAUACAACCGGUACGGUCUUUAACACCUCUGCGUGAAGAAACCGAAAACGACGGGUUUUUUGUUGUUGUUGUUUGCGAUCACCACCUCUCACGUUCUUCCUUCGCACGCGCGCGCCGUCGUCGUCGCCGUGGCCGUGAAUGGGUGCGAAGGCUGGCCGCGAUGGCAAUGGCCAGAAAUGGCGUUCGAGGGCAAGGACCGGAAUUUUGCGCUGGUCUUUUUGUUGUACCUCCACGCUGCUUCCUCCCUGCGGUGGUGUAGAGCAGCCCCUGCGCAGAUACGCAAAGUUGCGCAAACGACGGUGACGAUCUUUCUCCUUCUCCACCUACUGCAAGCGGGCGGGCGUGCGUGUGCGCGCGCGUGUUGGCAUGCGCGAAGAUCGCGUGCACCACUUGUGGGCUUGUAUGGGAAGUAUGGGAGGGACGCCACCGCAUCUCCAUCUGCCUGUCUGUGUCCCCUUAUAUGUCGCUCGAGACACCGAUCCGAUCGUUGGGAUGCUCCACGCCUCCGUUCGUUUGCCGGCACACAUUAUGCAUUCAAAGCACACAAACGCGCGAGAGAUGUCGACGGUCCCCAACAACACACACACAAACCAGCGUGGACAAGACGGGCGCGUGCUUCUUCAAGAGUGAAAUGGCAUUUGGCGCAUCGUUUGGCGCGCAAAAGCAGCAGGAUUUGAGUUUGAAUAAAACGGGGGCAGACUAAUCUUCUUCAACUCGCUGGAGUGAUAGGCGAGCGGGCGGGCACUGCUUUUACUCAGCUCUCCUCCUCCACACGCUCGGCGGGGGUGAACGAUCGUUGACAAACGAUCCACCGGAAGAGAGUAAUUAGCAGUGGAAUGAGUGAAUGAAUUCCAAAACCCGCGUCGCGCCCUCUCUAGCCUAGGUACUCAGUAGUCCGCCCCCCCGCCAUCAAUCGGGCUCAAUUGAAUCGGGCGAAAUUGCAUCCGCCAAACUAUGGUGCGCCGGAGGACCUCCACGAUCGCGCAAAAGCGCGUGCAAAUGCCAAUGUUCAAGCCACAAUGCCACAAGCUCUCUGCAGCAUAAUAACUCGCCGUAACGACCAAAACCUACACACGGUUAGGCUUUUUGACGCCCGCUUUCGGUGUGUUUCUGAUUGAACUUUUCAUCGUGAUUACCCCGCAGCUAGCUAGCUAUCCGCUCAUUUAGCUUGGUGGCCCGUCGCUUUGGGGGAUUUUUGUUUUUGGAAGCGACAGACAGAGAUCGCGCACCGAUCGCCGUCGGAACUUUGGGGUUUUAGUUCCGCACCCCGCUGCUGUGGGCUGCAAAGUGUAGGAAUGUCUAUUUUAUGAGACAUGAUUUAUUGUCUCGGUGAAAGGGGAAUUGGACCGCGGGAAGCACAGACUACUUUGGGGACUGUGUACCAAGCAAAAAAAAAAAAAACGAAAAUCCCUGUAUGAGUUGCGCGCUAAACUAUUAAACCAAACCCCCGUUGGUUAGGUGGAUUCCACUAAUCUCCUAGCAGCAUGGCAGGGAAGUCACUUUCACUUUCCUUGGGGGGGAGAGCGAUCGACAUUAGUCUGCGCUUGGUCGUCCGUUCCGGGAUCUAUUCACCUCGGCGGUGAUUGUGGUGGUGAUGGUGGUGAGAUGAUUAUGCCCAUUAGUCAACCACCAGUAGCAACUCUUUAUUGGUUGCGGCUGAUAGGAAGCAUACGGUUGGGAUUAUCGCCAUACAGAGACGCACUAAAAUAAGACGCAAGCGAUCGUGCGUGCGGUGGCAUAUGAGAUUAAUGAGUAAUCUGGUGUGGGUUUAGCAGUAGAAAAGGUGCGCGUGAACAUUUGCCUUCAAUCUAACCCUGUUAACGCGUCAUUUGUCACGUUUCUUCCCCUGCCAAGGAUGUCCAUAAACAUCCCUCGGGGGGAUAGGGAUGCACAGCUUUAAAUAUACAUAAUCAAUUAAACUUUGGCUCGAGAUAAACUUGCUCCUCCGAGCGCCGAAUGCCUAAUGAGACACGAUAUGCCAUUUUUGCCUUAAUGGAACAAGGGGAACGCCUUACCCGGAUAGCCAUGAAGUUGUGUUCGUGUCCACUUCACCAUGCACAGAGUCACUUUGCUCUGGACGCCCUCGGGCAUAUCCGCACGAGACGACGACGCGCAACGUGUGUCGGACGGUCCGAAAUUUGGGAUGUUGAACAAUCUGUUUGGCAGUUUUGCUUUGUUUCAAUCAAGCAUCCUAUGCUCCUACUCUCUUUCCCUCUCAUUCUCUCUCUCUCUCUCGCUCUCUCUCCAUCAGUGCCAUGACGGGGAUCAGGAACAAAGUGAAAGUUUUAUGCGAACGUCUAUGCUAUGUUCGCCCCCUAUUUUUUGUUGGUAUACGUCUCAUUCUUUGCCGCAUAAAAUUGGCAUACACACGCACACAGAGCUACAGUGUCUGUGGUUUGCCCAUUUUUUCCCAUUUAGCUUUCAGGAUAUCGGCUUUGUUAUUUCUACCACCCGCAGAUCGUCCGUCAGACCACCGGGGGAGGGGGUAAUUGGUGAGUCGCCGGAAAAGCAAGAAUAGACUUUGCAAACACCGUUUCGCCUCCCACACGAACCUUCCUAAUGAAGGAUUGAUGAUGACGACAAUGAAACAAACACAAUCGGAAAGAAAGUAAAAGUUUGAUAGAAUUUGCUUUUGUUUUUUUGUUUUUUGUUAUCUGGCGUGCCUUUCGACGAAAGUUUUUGCUGGAUGUGUGGGUGUUGGUAAUUGCGUGAUGGCGUGAUUUGCAUAAUUGUCAGCUAGCUUACUGUUGUUUGUGAGGCUUUGUGGUCGGAGUAGAUGGAAAGGGUGUAAAUUGGAAGCUUUUGCUCGAAACAGAUGAAAUAGUGCAUAAGAUCAUUAUCAUACACUUAUCAGAUAUCGAUUAGAUGAUAAACUAACCAAACCAAACGCAACAAACCCAAGUGACUCAAGCUUUACUCAAUGACUCACGAAACCCCACCCCCUGCAGCUUCGAUUGUGCAUCGCACGUUUUUGCCACACAAUCGGGCUCUGUUCCUUCCCAUGCUGUGUGAUGAUGCACUUGCGCCAUACCCAACUGCGGGACGAGAGAGCCCGCACGUUGCAUGUUUCAUGUUUUAGCACGUUUUUUUCCUUCCAUCCUUCGUCCGAUGGUCUGUUUUCUUACCUCUUUCCUGCGCGCUGCGUAAGUCGGCGUAAGUUACACAAUUGCGAGCAAAACUGUCUUCUCUGGUGUGGUGUGGUGGCAAUCCCGGAUCGGAAAUGUCACUAACCGGCUCUGCUCUUUUAUCUGUGUGUGUGUGUAUUUGCGGAGAUCAAUUAAUAGACAUUAAGGGAGUGCCACACGCACUGCCACAGACGCUACGCAGCUGCAUCAACCUGUGCAUCUCACACCCUCUUUCUGCUACUCCACAGGAUGUAUCAUGCGCGUGUGGACGCGGGUAGACUGAUCUUCUAAUGAGACAUAAUGUAAUCGGUUUGUUGGAGCAUUUCCGGUAUUUUACACGGCGGCACUACCAGUUGGGAAAACGAGUUGAACCUAGGACAGGGAAGGGAGUAAGUGUGUGCUGGCUGGUCACUGCUGCGUGUCAUGGCUCGAAAAGUGAAACUAAUAAUUUCUGGAGCUCAAGUCAAGCCUCAUCAAACCGGCACGUGCAUUCCCACCGAACGAUGACGAGACACACGGGGGUUUGUGUGCACAAGUGCAUCCGGGUUCCGGGUUCAGAGACAGAUAGAGCGAGAGAGACAGAGAUAGAGAGUGAGCACGAGAGAACCAAUGUGCAGCAGUGAUCCAGCGCAAGUGAUUUAAUUUCGAUAUAAAUAGCAAACAGUUCCUCUCUUGCCCUGGCUGAUCCGGCUGGCUCUCUCGGAACGGCUUUUUUCACCCAUUUUCUCAUCUCCACGGCAAACUAAACCACCGUUACCGCCCAGGGCUUUUGGGGUCCGUCGGUGGUGUGUGGUGGUGGUGCAUGUUACGUCGCAGUGUGUGCAUGUAAAAAGCGCGACUUACAACGCAAUACGCGACCGAGAAACGCACGUAGUGUCGUACAGCGCGCGCACUUAUGUGUGUGUGUGUCGGUGUACAGUGUGCUCUAAAAAACAUUGACACAUGGCUAAACGUAAAGUCACCACACUGAUACAGUUUCAGCAAAACAAAACCAAGUGAGAAGAAGAGAGCGAGAGACAAAGAGACAGAGUAAAAAGUAAAUCAAGCAGCAAAGCUAACUGCACACACUACUCCCGGAGGGGGGGAGAGCAGUGUUUGUGAAACAACCCCAAAAGAAGGGCACCACCAGCCCCCCACCACCUUCUGUCCGCACACACAACAGCAGCAGCAGCAACAACAAUAACAAAAAGCCCUCCCAUGGCUCUGUACAUAACGGACUACAACAACCGCUAUCGGAAGCGGCGACGGAGCCGCGUGUUCAGCACCUGCGUCAGUGCGGCCGUCGUCGAAAAGGGCGAUUACAUCAAGCAUCCCGUGCUGUACGAGCUGAGCCACAAGUACGGCCUGCCGGACAAUGUGUCCGAGCAGCUGCUGCCGGACCGGCUGGAGGAGAUCAAGGAGGCGAUCCGGCGCGAGAUCCGCAAGGAGCUCAAGAUCAAGGAGGGCGCCGAGAAGCUGCGCGAGGUCGCGACGGAUCGCCGCUCGCUGUCCGACGUGGCCUCGAUCGUGAAGAAAAGCAAUAACAAGCUGGCCGAGCUCAAGUCGGAGCUGCACGAGCUGGAAAGCCAAAUCAUCCUCACACAGGGCAACAGUGUCAGCAACAAUGGUGGCCACGAUCCAAUCCUGUCCACUGUCAUCCCGAGCGGGCCCGAGUUUACCGCCAACGAUAAGCUGCUCAUAUCGCUCGAGAAGCAGCUCAGCAUUGAGACGAAGGUGAAAAACGGCGCCGAAAACAUGAUCCAAUCCAUCUCCAGCGGACACCACGGUCGCGAUAAGAAGCUACUGGCCGAGGCACAUCAGAUGCUGGCCGACUCGAAGGCGAAAAUCGAAUACCUCCGGCUGAAGAUACUGAAGGUGCGCCAGAACAAGCUCAGCAGCAAGGGCUCGGAGGAGAAUGGCGGCGAGUCGGCAAACGCGGCCAAACAGCCGCAGGAGCUGGAAACGUCGCUGGACGAUCGCAUCGAGGAGCUGCGCCACCGGCUGCGGAUCGAGGCGGCCGUUGUGGACGGUGCGAAGAACGUUAUCCGCACGCUCCAGAGUACAAAGACAAUCGACAAAAAGGCCCUGCAAGAGGCUCAAGGUCGCCUAUCGGAAUCAUCGCGCAAGCUCGACCUGCUGCGGAAAGCGCUCGAGCUACGGCGGCUGGAACUUCCCCCGGACUGUCCGACGGCACAGCAGCUGAAAGCGGAGCUGCAAAAUGUGCAAGCGUCCAGCCCGGGCCCGGUCCAGUACACGAUGCGCAACUCGUUCCGGGGCAGCGCCCAGGGCCGGCCCGCCCACAGCCAGCAGUCGUUUAGCCGGUGUGCGGCCGUCACCGGCAAGCUGGAGGUGCGGCUGAUGGGCUGCCAGGAUCUGCUCGAGGACGUGCCGGGGCGAUCGCGCCGCGACAAGGACGCCGGCUCGUCCAGCCCGGGCGAUCUGAAAAGCUUCGUCAAGGGCGUCACCAGCCGCAGCUCGUCCAAAAGCUACAGCGUGAAGGACGAAACGUCGUCCGAGAUCAUGGCGGUGAUCAAGCUGGACAACAUCACGGUCGGCCAGACGUCGUGGCGCCCGUGCUCGCAGCAGGCCUGGGACCAGCGGUUCAGCAUCGACUUGGACCGGUCGCGCGAGCUCGAGAUCGGCGUGUACUGGCGCGACUGGCGGUCGCUCUGUGCGGUCAAGUUCCUGCGCCUGGAGGAGUUUAUCGACGACAUACGGCACGGUAUGGCGCUGCAGCUGGAACCGCAGGGCGUCCUGUUCGCCGAGAUCAAGUUCCUCAACCCGAUGAUCUCGCGCAAGCCGAAGCUCCAGCGCCAGCGCAUGAUCUUCAACAAGCAGCAGGUGAAGAACAUUCCGCGCGCCAAGCAGAUGAACAUUAACGUGGCGACCUGGGGCCGGCUGCUGAAGCGCAACACGACCAGCAGCGGCAGCAGCAGCGGUCCGACGACGGCCGGUGCAGCUGGAGCCGGUACGCCCUCGCCGGGCAGCGCAACGGUACCGAUGACGGGUAUGAUGGCAAACCAAACGCAACAUGGGUCGGCGGGCACAACCACUCCCUCCACGCCCGGCUCGUACGAUCCGCUGCAGGACGAUCCGGUGGAAACGCUGGGAGAAUCGGCCGACCAUAACGUCGUCGGACUCGGCGGUGGACGUCCUCUCGGUAUCCACGGAGUCGGCGUACUGCCGGAAAGCCCCUCGUCCCACUCCCUGCAGAACCAGGGCACACCGAUGGUGGGGCGGCCCGUUCCACCGCCACAGUCCAUCAGCACGCCGUCCAGCUUCCGGCAGCCGAAAAAGCAACCGAUGCCAUCACCGCGGCAAGCGACACCACCAAAAAUCGAUCCCGAGUUGGAGUACGCGUUAAGCAAGUUCGAUUUCCUUCACCAGCACGAUAGUCUUGGUGGUGUUAGUUUGUACGAUAAACAGCCACCGUUGCCGGUAACACCGCCACCGUCAUCAACAGUCGCCAGCAGUGGAUAUAUAAACAAUUGUGAUAGCACCAACAACAACAACAACAACAGCAACUACAUCGAAGAUGACGAAGUGCCACCGUUGCCAGCCACACCGCCCCCAGUGCUUCGUUCCACCAGCCAAAUUAGUCAGCCGGCGGGCGCGCUGGCGGCCGGGGCAACCUCACCAGCAGUAUUACAAAAGUCCCUGUCCGGGGAUCUACUACGCCCGGUGCUGUCGAUGCCACCUCCCGUACUGUACGGCGGCGGGUACAACCGGGACAGCUACUACAGUACGGUCUCGUCCACGGGCAGCCCGAUCGUGGAGGAACCACCGUCGCCGGCCCCUAGUCAGUACCAGCAGCAGUACGCACCGUUCCCGGAGGAUGAUCUUACGUACGACAACAUCAUUGAGAUCCUUCCGUUCGAACAGCUCACGAUCGGAGGCAAUGUGGUGCCACCGCCACUGCCACCCCAUCACCAUCAUCCGUCGGCCACGCUGAUGAGCCAGCAGGCAUCGCUUGCAGCGGCGGCCGCCCUCCAAGCGCAACAGCAGCAGCAACUCUAUCAGCAGCAGCAGCAGCAGCAGCAGCUUCUACUACAACAGCAGCUGCAGCAACAGCAGCAAUCAGCAGUAGUACCACCUUCCCUGUUGGCCCAACAACACGCUGCCGCCGCCACCGGUCAGGCAUCCAGUUCCGGCAUGGUUGACGUUGGUGCCGCAUCGGGCGCCGUCGGUCCGCCGGUGAAUCGACGUCCGGCCGGUGGACCGGCCCGUGCCCUCCAGUAUCGGGACAGCGCGUACGAAAGUCGCCGCCAGUCGCAGGCGGGAGCGAUGGCGGGUGCACCGGGCGCCGGCAUGUGCAUGGACAGCUUCCGGCUGCUGAGCGUGCUGGGGCGGGGCCACUUCGGCAAGGUGAUACUGGCGCAGUACAAACACACGGGCGAAUAUUUCGCGAUCAAGGCGCUGAAGAAGGGCGACAUUAUUGCGCGCGACGAGGUGGAAUCGUUGCUGAGCGAGAAGCGCAUCUUCGAGGUGGCGAACACGAUGCGCCACCCGUUCCUGGUGAACCUGUUCUCCUGCUUCCAGACCGAUCAACACGUCUGCUUCGUGAUGGAGUACGCGGCCGGCGGUGAUCUGAUGAUGCACAUCCACACGGACGUGUUCUCGGAACCGAGGGCCGUCUUCUAUGCGGCGUGCGUCGUGCUCGGUUUGCAGUAUCUGCACGAAAGCAAAAUCAUCUACCGCGAUCUAAAGCUGGACAAUCUUCUGCUGGAUACGGAAGGUUAUGUAAAGAUCGCUGACUUUGGUUUGUGCAAGGAGGGCAUGGGUUUCGGUGACCGGACGGGUACGUUCUGCGGUACGCCCGAAUUCCUCGCCCCGGAAGUGCUGACCGAAACGUCCUACACCCGUGCCGUCGACUGGUGGGGUUUGGGUGUGCUGAUCUUCGAGAUGCUCGUCGGAGAGUCACCAUUCCCGGGCGAUGAUGAGGAGGAAGUGUUUGAUUCGAUCGUCAACGAUGAGGUUCGCUAUCCCCGGUUCCUGUCGCUCGAAGCAAUCGCCAUUAUGAGAAGGUUGCUGCGUAAGAAUCCGGACCGUCGGCUCGGGUCGUCCGAACGCGAUGCCGAGGACGUGAAGCGGCAGGCCUUCUUCCGCAACAUUGUCUGGGACGACCUAUUGCUCAAGAAGGUGAAGCCACCGUUUGUGCCAACGGUUCGUUCCGCGGAAGAUGUGUCCAACUUUGACGAGGAAUUCACGUCCGAAAAGCCCGCCCUAACGCCACCGAAGGAUCCGCGCGUGCUCACCGAGGUGGAGCAGACGUACUUCAAGGACUUUACCUACAUGGCCGAUUGGUGUUGAGAGAGAGAGAGAGAGAGGAGACAAGAUGAGGACGCUUCUUCGUCUUCUUACUCGAUUGUGUUACAGCUAGCAUAUAUUGUAAAGAGAAAAUAAGAGGCGAACACACACACACACUCCAAAACGCGCGCAAACCCCUCUCGAUGGCAAAAUGAUCAAUAGGCAGGGACAAACACAUAUGAAAUGGGAAUGCGCCGUGUCUGUGUGUCUGUGUGUGUGCCUUUAAACGAUGGAUCGCAGGGUUUGCCACUGCGCGGAACGUUCUAGAUUGGAGAAGGGUAGUAAAAGGGAAUGAGAGGAUGGGUUUUGGAUAAGAAAAAAAGCAAAAAGUAACAAACGUAACACCACACGUUCGAUACGGACACAUACGGCGGCAGCAGCAGCAGCUUCGCGUUAGAUAAGAGAUAAAAGUUUACCUGUUACGCGUACCGCGAGAUUAAAGAAUAAUGCCCGGUCGGACAAGAUUGGAUAAAGAAGCCCCACGUCUCCUUAAGCCCGUUUUGGUAAAUUGACGAGAGAGGACAUUCAAACAGCUCAACUCGCACCAAGUGGCAAUUGGUUUUUCUUUAUUUACACGUUUGUGUUUUCCUUACUAAUUCAUUCACACACACACACACCGUCGUCCACCGUUCACAAUUCACCACUGCGUGUAGUUUCUGUGUAGUUAUGUUUUGUCUCUUUUGUUUGUGACAUGUCCUAUGUCCUUUUUGGAUGUAAUUAUUGUUUAUAAAGUGGAUUUUUUCUCCCUUAACAUACGUUCGUUUCCAUUAUCCUGUUGUAAUAAUUGUGCAGAAAGCAACAUAGUAAAACAAAUUAGACUGAAAAUCCUCCUCCGCAUCAUACAAAAAAGGAAACACAAAGACAAAUGUAUGCAAAUGGUGUAUGUGUGUACGUAUGUGUGUGUUUUUUUAUAAAGCAAAAACAAUAGAACACACCAGAAAGCACAGCACUAAACAAUGUAACAUGAUAAGAAAGGAAAGAAACGAGUUUAAAAGAAGAGAGAAAAAAGAGUAAACAAGGCGAGAGAGAGAAAAAAAGAGUAAACAAGGCGAGAGAGAGAGAGAAAAAGAGAAAGAGAGAGGGAGAGAAAGAGAAAGAGAGAGGAAAAACAGAAAGCUGUUAAAUUGCGCUAGUUAGAUGAAAUUAGGUUUAUUUCUCUUGUAAGUAGGACUUAUAUCUAUCUCUAUUAUAUAUAUAAAUACUUGUUACGUUUCACGUGUUACGUUCAACAUACAUAUAUAUAUGCGCUAGAUAGAAGAAGCUGUGUUCAAGUGUGUGUGUGCGUGUCUGUGUGUGUUUUUCUGGGACAAGUCGUGUCCCGAUUAAAAGCGCAUCAAAACACACACACACGCGCGCGCGGUGAGGAAUCGAAAGCUACAAUAAUGUGUUAGGGCUUCAGUACAGGUUUAUUUACAGGUAAAAUUGUGCAUAUAUGUGCGUCAGAAAACCCGUACCCCUUCUCCCUCCUCUCCUGUUAUGCCAACCCCCUUUGGGUGGUAUGCUGGGAGGGUUGGGGUUGAGUUGAUUUUUUUUUAAAUUCGCGAUGAUGAAGUUGAUGCUGUAUUUAAUCGAUUGUGUUUGAGACGGUGUGUGCGUGUGUGUCUGUGUGGGUCUUAGUAAGUGAGUAUUUGCCGGUAGUUAGAGAGAAGACCAAGUGAAGGGAUAGUUCCCACACAGAUGUACACAUACACACCCACACACGCACACAUCGCAUGUAUCGAUGUGUAUUUUUGAUGAUCAAAAAACACCAGCGCGUGAUUAGUUAUCGGAAUACAUUGUACAAUGGUUAUUUAAAGUCAA
This is a messenger RNA of Anopheles gambiae (African malaria mosquito), 11271 nucleotides long. It is a transcript of the gene Pkn, whose product is annotated as serine/threonine-protein kinase N. Gene Ontology annotation, biological process: signal transduction; protein phosphorylation. Lineage: Eukaryota; Metazoa; Arthropoda; Insecta; Diptera; Culicidae. The transcript is spliced from 12 exons. Gene Ontology annotation, molecular function: protein serine/threonine kinase activity; small GTPase binding; ATP binding. The record is from RefSeq and is a predicted model, not a curated record. Bases 5383 to 9474 code for a protein of 1363 amino acids.